Emys orbicularis (European pond turtle) is the source of this 1998-nucleotide messenger RNA. It is a transcript of the gene CTCFL, whose product is annotated as CCCTC-binding factor like. NCBI's taxonomy places the organism in Eukaryota, Metazoa, Chordata, Testudines, Emydidae. Bases 1 to 1998 code for a protein of 665 amino acids. The transcript has 10 exons. The record is from RefSeq and is a predicted model, not a curated record.
AUGAUGGCCUCUCAGGACUCAGCCCUACCUGAGCCGUUCACCAAAAUAAAAGGUGCAGAAAGAACCUGGGACAAGGCAAGAGAAGAUGAUGGAGGGGGCAAGAUAUCCUGGGUGAAAGAAAGAAACAGCAUUUGUGACCCAGAUGCUGAAGGCCUAAAUAGAACCCCUCUAGCCAAGCAGCUGGAAGAAGGAGGAGGAAACCUGGAGUUGUCCCCAUCUCCAGUACAGGGUGAAAAGCAUUUGAUAAUGCUGCAGACUGUGCAUUUGAAGGAAGGGGAAGACGACCUCCAGGGGGUCAGUCAGUUGAAUAUUCAGCAGCAGAGUGGGGUGCACAUGGUGGUACAACGAGGGGCAAGUGUCUUGCAGCCCUUGGUAGUAGUGCAACAGGGAGUAGGUGCUCAGCAGAAUCUACCCACAGGUGUAGCAAUAAGUAUACAGGAUGGUGUUUAUACAUUUCAUGAUGUGGAGGUGAUGCAGAUUAACGUUUUGCAAGAAAAAGUACAGGCAAAAGAUGAAGAAAACCUGUCCAUGGAUAAACCCCCAGGAAUGCUACUGAUUAAGAUUGAUAGAAGUAAAGAUCUACAUGCAGUUGAAGGUAAGGUCCAGCAACUGCCUCCAAAUGAAGAGGGAAGAGAAAAGGACAUUUUCACUGUUGAGAAAGCAAAGAUCUUGAGCUGUAAAGCCAAAGAUGAUAUGUCAGUGUCACACUGUGAACCCAAAGAGCAAGAAGAACAAGCAGUUAUAAAAAACACUGACACUCUAGAAGCUCAAAAAAACACACAGCAUAGGAAAAAAGGGGAAAAGGUGAUCUUCCAUUGUGAUCUGUGCGCAUUCACCUCUCUUAGAAUGUCAAGUCUUAAUCGUCACAUGAAAACCCAUUCUGAUGAAAAACCCCAUGUGUGUCACCUCUGCCUUAAGGCUUUCCGUACAGUUACUCUCCUGCGUAACCAUGUGAAUACACAUACAGGGACCAGACCGUAUAAGUGCAGUGACUGUGAGAUGGCAUUUGUGACCAGUGGUGAGCUUGCACGACACAGGCGAUAUAAGCACACUCUAGAAAAACCCUUUAAGUGCUCAAUGUGUAAAUAUUCUAGUGUAGAAGCAAGCAAAUUGAAGCGUCAUAUUCGUUCACACACAGGAGAACGUCCUUAUAACUGUUAUCUCUGUAGUUAUGCUAGCAAAGAUACCUAUAAGCUGAAAAGACAUAUGGUAACUCAUUCAGGAGAAAAACCCUAUGAAUGUUAUGUUUGUCAGGCCAGAUUCACACAAAGUGGUACCAUGAAAAUCCAUAUAUUACAGAAGCAUAGUGAAAAUGUGCCCAGAUACCAGUGUCCACAUUGUAAUACAUUUAUUGCAAGAAAAAGUGAUUUGGGUGUCCACUUACGAAACCUGCAUUCCUACCUGGCCGUAGCGAUGAAGUGCCGUUACUGUGAAGCUCUCUUCCAUGAGCGCUAUGCUCUUAUUCAGCACAAGAAAACUCAUAGAAAUGAAAAACGAUUCAAAUGUGAUCAAUGCAGUUACGCAUGCAAGCAGGAACGACACUUGAUUGUGCAUAAGCGUACACAUACUGGUGAGAAACCCUUCACUUGUGUAUGUUGCAGCAAAUGCUUCCGGCAGAAGCAGCUUCUAACUGUUCACUUCAGGAAAUACCAUGAUUCCAAUUUUAAACCAACAGUUUAUGAAUGCCCUAAAUGUGGCAAGGGCUAUUCACGCUGGAAUAAUAUGCAUAAGCAUGCUGAAAGCUGUGGAUUGGUGAGGGCAAAAUCUGUUACACGCCGCAAAGGAAGCAAGGGCAAAAAGAAAAGAUGUGACAGACUAAAACAUGAUGUUAAGCAAGAAGCUGUUGACCUGGGAUCAUUCCAAGAUGUUUCCUUUGUGAACACUGAAUGCUGUGCCAGUGAGAUUGUCCCUGUCGUAUAUGGAAUAGAAACAAGAACUCCGAGGGAGCAGAAAACAGAAAUGACUUGUGAAAUGAUCCUCAACAUGAUGGACAAAUAA